UCAUACCGUACGUACAUGGCAUUACCAAGUGGAUCGUGACCGGUGGAUUUAAUCGGUCAAUGCUGUAAAAAUAAAACCAAAACGUGAGCUUUAAAAAAAUGUAGAAUCCAUUUUCUAAUUCAAAUUGACAGGCCAGCGUGUAAAUCCAAGUGAGCUGAACUUCACAGUCCUCUGAGGCGGAGGUGCUCAAAAGCACCAAGCAUGUAAUGAAAGGUAUCCUACUACAAGAACUAUAACCGCUGGAUCAUGGACGACCUGGAAAAUGAGCUUUGGCCUCUUGUACAGUUUGAUGAGCUCAAUGAUUCAUCAGAGAGCAAUGUGACCAAAAAAGAGAAAAAAUCAAAGCUUCCGUUGGCAGAUCCAUUCCCUCUUGAGACGGCAAAGGAAACAGGCUUUCACAGGACCACAAGGCUUUGCCUCGAGAGAAUCAGAGAAGCGAUGCUGCAUCACAGAUGGCAGGAGGCUGCAGAAUAUAUGGCGUGUUACCCCCAGCAGUUGGAGGACACAACUACUGUGCACGCAAAGCACUACAAAGAGAUGAUUUGGAGAAUCAGCAUUGAGCUCCUUCAUCAUCACCCCAACUCAAAGAUGGAUGACUAUAACAUCAUCUAUGAGCGGAUGAAACAUUCAGGAGUUAAACAUUACCUGAUGAUCUGUCUGGAGCAUUCCUUCCACCUGCUGCUCCAUGGCCAGAUCGAGAAUGCAAAGCGUCACCUCUCGAUCGCUGAAAGCUGGAGGUAUGGCAAAGAGUCGGCACGCCACUAUCAGAGGACUAAACUGAUCCAGGCCUACAGGAGUUUGCUGGAUUACAUUAUCUGGUGCGACAAGAAAAAUGCAUCCUCCGAGACCAAUUUUGCAGACCCUGGAAGCAUCCAAGACAUGCACAGUUACUUUAGACAGGCUUCAGUCAAUCUGAAGGAUAUUUUAAAACAUCCCGGUGUUUGGGAUCCCUUCAUACUGAGUUACGUCGAGAUGCUCGAAUACUAUGACGAUCAGGAGGAAGCAGAGACAGUCCUGGAAGACUAUGCGUAUGACAGCACGUUCUCUGCAAAUCCAAACGCGCAUGUCUAUCUGUACCGGUACUUGCAGAGACAUAACGCGUCAGUGAGUAAAUUGAUGAACGUUUUAAAGGUCCUCCAUUCUUUAGUUCCAAGCCAUGAGCUGAUGUUGGACUAUAGUUCCUUUCUGCUUUUCUCAGAGCAAACGGAAGACAUCAAAACGGCUCUUGGAGUUGUCCUUGAUAUGCUCGACUUUGCCUGUUGGAGGACAAGCAUGGACGCGUGGAAGUGUUUAAAAGACAUCGUUGACAAAUUACAGUUAGAUGACGACUGGAAGGAGGUUGUUGCAGAGAAGAUGGCGGCAAGAAAAGAGUGGUGGCCCGCACUGCACUUUACAAGGUUCCAUGCUUCCGAGGAUGCCGUACAAAGACCCCAACUGAUGGAGGUGAAGGCAUCGCUCGCCAAGAUCCUCUGUCCAGAAAUGAAGCUCACAUACCCUGCUGGAAGCAAGAAGCGGUAGUACCUUCUCUUUCCACCAGGGGUCGUUCUUGCACCGUAUCUUUGCUUGAAUAGGCUGCUGAUAUGACCACCUUUUCUGGACAGAAAGCACAUUUAGCUCUGAGCCAGCCCUCAUGGGUAUUUUAUGGGUUUUGUAGCAUUUGCUUGGAAGUCUUCCUCUGUCCUCGGCUGACUUUUGCCGCACUACUGCCACAAGUCGGCGUGUACACACUCAAUAAUACACACUGCCUCUGUUCGCUCUGUUGUCAUGAGAGAUGACUCAAGCAGCGCAGACCUCACAACCGCCCAGUGUGCUUUAAUUUGGACAAGUAUGAUAGAUUGUUGACAGUUAGUAACAAUAGCUGUCAUAAACAACGCGCUUUGAAAUUGUGGUUAGGUGGCAGAGUAUCAACGCUAAUAUUUUAGCGCACACAAUAAAUUGCGGUAUCUCCUAGGCUUGAAUUUGUCUUUUUUUUUUUGUAUCUCAUUGUAUCGCAACAUCAGUCACGGCUCACCCAGCAUUUUGUUUACUCCUCUGAGUCCUUUGCACCAAACCGUGAAAUAAAAUCUGCAUGGCGCAGCAUGCCAAUUUAAUAAAUGAAAGUGUUUUGUAA
Messenger RNA from Hippocampus zosterae (dwarf seahorse), 2110 nucleotides. RefSeq names its product TATA box binding protein (TBP)-associated factor, RNA polymerase I, A (gene taf1a). The transcript has 11 exons. Gene Ontology annotation, cellular component: RNA polymerase I transcription regulator complex. Bases 247 to 1518 code for a protein of 423 amino acids. Lineage: Eukaryota; Metazoa; Chordata; Actinopteri; Syngnathiformes; Syngnathidae. The record is from RefSeq and is a predicted model, not a curated record. Gene Ontology annotation, biological process: transcription by RNA polymerase I.